Owenia fusiformis is the source of this 541-nucleotide messenger RNA. The record is from the annotation of a GenBank genome assembly. NCBI's taxonomy places the organism in Eukaryota, Metazoa, Annelida, Polychaeta, Sabellida, Oweniidae.
CUUUUUUCCAUAUAUCAUGCAACUGAGUAGAACCCUGUAAAUCAAUGUAUUAGUGUUGUUACGUAUAUAUCAUGUCCGAGAGAAGUUUGAGGAAAAGAUCCUCUGCUCUAGCAAUUGGUGAAGAAUGUCAUAGUAAGAAAUUACGCCAAAGCAACCUUUUUGAACAAAACAAGUGCCUCUUUUGUGAAAAAGAUCUGAAAUAUCUCAAAGGAAACACAAAAGAAUCAUUAACAAAAUGCCAAACAGACAACGCUUCAACAUCAAUAAUAAAUGCAGUGAAAGCCCAAGAAGACUGGACUUUACAUGCAAAAAUAGGAGGACGCUGUUUGAUAUCAGCAGAAGCUUGGUACCAUAAUACCUGUAGAAGAAAUUACUUGUGCAAGAAAGUACGAACGAUAAAUGAAGAGGGAAAGGUUUUAAUAACAUCAUUUGACUUCAUAUGUAAGCAUAUAGAUGAACAUGUCCUUCAAACCGAUGGAGUUGAAACACUUGAACAUGUCCAUGAGCUGUAUCAGGCACAUAUGAAGGAAAACAAUCUGAG